Molecule: messenger RNA, 3458 nt
Organism: Amoebophrya sp. A120
Lineage: Eukaryota; Dinophyceae; Syndiniales; Amoebophryaceae
Source: the annotation of a GenBank genome assembly
AGCGGUCUGUUUCACCGUCGAAGUGCUAGCGGGCCGGAGUUUAUUCCUAUUCAUUUUAUAUGGUUCUUGAAUUUGAAUUUCUCGGUUUGGUUUCCCUUUCCUCCACUCGCUUGUUUGUUUGUGAAACCAUUUUGAAAAUUUUUUACCACGUGCCUUUAUUUUGUUUUUUGAGUCGCCGUGUGCGUGUUCAGAUCUGGUCGCUGUGAAGAAGAAAUUAGAACAGUGUUGUACACGUCACAGGAGCUUGUUCAGAACUCCGAAACCUUUGGAACACGACGAGGUAAAAACAUGAGCGCUUCCGCCCUCGCGGCCGGGAAAAGAAAUACUCCGAUUCCGUGGUACAGCCCCUCCUCUUGGAAGUCCAGUUUUUACUUGGGCUUGGAGGGCGACACCGACUGCGGAACCUGGUACGAUUUUUGGAACACCGGACAAGAAUGGGUUACGGAAUUAGCCAUCGUGGUGCCGAUCUUGUUUCUUCUCUGGAAUUCCAAGGUUUCCGACGUUUUCCGGAAACACCUCGGAGUUCUUGCUGUACCUGUAGUCCCUGAUUAUGAGAAUGCCAGCACGAAGAAAUUAUCAGCGACUACAGCUAGUACAGGACAAGACAGCACUCCUAGGUCGAGUGCGGAUGACAAGAACGGAAAGCCAAGGAAGCAACAGCAAGUAGAUUCACCAGCAACUACAACAACAGCACCGGCAGAUGAACAGCUACAAGCGAUGAAAACAACAUCCGAAAAAAUCAAAAUGGCGAAAAGUGAAAUUAUAACUCUGAUUCCAAACCCGUCGUACCGAGACUACCUCAUCGCCCUCCUGAUCGGCUUAUGAACUGCAAAAGUAUCGUACUAGUAUAAAUUGCAAUACAAAUCCGCUCAGCAUUACAAAUCAAAUUUGUAAUGCGGAUUUUCCUUAACAGCCUGAAUUUGUAAUGCAUCGCUGCAAUUAGUACGAGUACGAUACUUUUGCAGUGCAUACGGCUGGCCCCUUCCGUAUCUGAUCCAGCAGCGGCAUGAAUCUAGAUAUGCUGUGCAAAAGUAUCGCACUCGUAUAAAUGCAAGUCUUGCAUUACAAAUCUUUUUCCCAAGGCAGAUCUGCAUUACAAAUUUUAUUUCUCAUGCUGAGGAAAUUUGUAUAUGCAUCUUUACGAAUGCGAUACUUUUGCAAUUCAUACUAGAUCUUUGGCAACCAUGGGCCACGCAUGUCAUUUCGUGUUGACCUGCCAGAUACUAGUUUUGAUCUUACCGAUAAAUAGGAGCAGAACAAGUGGAAGUAGUGCAGCCGUGAGCAGAACUGCUGCUGGAGGAAGCUACUUCGGUGCAGUUGGCGCAACAUCAUUUAUCAAUUUUUUUUCGACCAACUUUCUCGUCUCCCAGCUGCUCCAGCUGGUCGUUAUCCCGCUCACUGCCGCCUACGUGCCACCUCUGGCGAAACCGGACUGGCGUGGCUGGAUAUCAACUGCAAAAAUGUCUGGGUCUGGAAACUUGUGAUGCAAGUAAGGGAAUAGUGAACUCACUAUAAUGCGCUGCCAAGCAUGACAAGCUUUUUCCAUGGCUCUGAGUUGCGCACUCCGCAGGAGAAACUUCGUUUUUGCAUGUCGGGGAGGAGGAGCUCUUCGCGGCCACGCAACACAGAGUUCAGAGUCAUGCCAGACAAGCAUGACAAAUCUCGCAAUCUCCCAGACCCAGACACUUUUGCAUUUGAUACUGGAGCGAGAAGUUUAACGUGGAAUUGCUCCCGAAUUCCGGAAUCGUCAUCAACUUGUACACGUGGAGCUUUGUCGGCGAACACUUGGGGAUGGUAUUUGCGGGCUUGUACAUCCUCUUCUUCUCCCGGUACAGUGUUAUCAUCAAGGAGAUUUUCCAGUCCAAAAAACUUUUUUGGGGUUUUGUUUGGAACAACUACCUCGCCGGGUUUGCGGUCUACCAGGUCUUCUACACGAUUGUUUCCCGACUAUGCAUUGCAAAAGUAUCGUACUCGUAUAAAUGCAUUACAAAUUUCCUCAGCAUGAGAAAUAAAAUUUGUAAUGCGGAUUUACCUUAAGAGCAAGAUUUGUAAUGCAUGUUUGCAAUUACUACGAGUACGAUACUUUUGCACAGGAUACCGACUAGUCCAGUACAACGUGGGGUAUCAACUGUGCCCCCCUGCUAUCCUGUGCAAAUAAAGGAUCGUACUCGUACUAAGCGCAGUCAUGCAAGACAAAUUUCUUUUUCAAGCUAAAUCAGCAUGGUAAAUUCCAUUUGUGAUGCUGAGCUAAUUUGUAUUGCAACACUACGAGAAGUACGGCACUUUUGCAGUUCAUACCGGCCGCGGUGAAAAAGCCGACGGUGAAAAUGCUGGAAUUGGCGAUGGUCGUGUGGAAUUUUUUGGUGGACAAGCUGUUCUUGUUCCAUGGGGUUCUUUUCGCACUACAAAAAACGGCUCUUUUCUACGAAAAAUACCCCGGCCCGACCGAUUGGUACGAUCAGCCAGCGAAGUGGAAUCCGAACUUUGUCGCACCAGGAGCAACAGGCGGUGGAGGUGGAUCCGGAUCAAUAAAUACUGCUAGUUCAACAUCUUUCGUCGACUUAGUAUGGUGUUCUCAAUUGUUACAUUCUCAACUGUUACAUGAUUUUUCAUGCACGGAUACCUUGAGCCGCCAGAUGGUGAAGCUGCUUCGCAUGACAAAUCUGCGAAGGGGUAGGCAGCACCUAAAUGUGUGCGGAAUUUGUAAUGCAAAAGGCGCGAUCCUCCUCCUUUCACUUUUGCCAUUCUUGCAUUACAACCUCGCGUAACAGUUGAGAAUGAUGUAACGUUUGAGAGCGCCAUACUUGGACCGGUUUAACCGGACGCACCCGAUCAUCAACGUCGUGAAGGAUCGGGAGAUCUUGCUGAGGGAAGGGGGAGCGGCGGGAUCGUCUUUGUCUAGCACGCCGUACGUUUGGAACGACAUUUACGCAAACAGAAUAGAAGUGGUACAACGACCACCAGCAGCGGGAGGUCUCGGAGUUCUUUCAAGCGGCAGCGGCAACACAGAUUCUGACUCAAGUACAACUUCAUCUAACGUCACUACCCUCUACUUCAACCUGUGGCACGUUUGGUAUAACAUGUGCAUCAUCGGGUGGCUGCUUGGGCCCUGGUUGAUUCUGACGUUUUACGUGUUUGGGAAAUUCGUUGUCGGGUUUUUUCAACCGAACAACAGCCCGUUCAGGUGGUUCACGCCGGUGAAGGUGAUGGCUGCGGGGUUUGCUGUGCCCUUUCUCUUCUGCUUCCUCGCGGUCGCAGUGGAUCAAGUGGGGAGGGUGGUGAGGGAGAAAUUAUGAGAUUGAUAUUGGACAUCUUCAAGCAGAAGCACCAAUGUUGCGAGGUGGAACGCGAAAUCCAAACUAGUCUUUGAGCAUGUCUACUUUGCUGCUACGUGCCGCUCCGCACGACGCGUUUAGUGAAAAAGAACAAGCGCCCGCUACUCAAGAAGCAAAAAGGAU